Messenger RNA from Moneuplotes crassus, 1528 nucleotides. The record is from the annotation of a GenBank genome assembly. Lineage: Eukaryota; Ciliophora; Spirotrichea; Euplotida; Euplotidae.
AUGUUUAAAAUAUUGAAAUAAUUUAAAAUUUUGAAAAUAGCGAUUCAACAGUAAGCAAAAUGUCGGUUUAUGAUUAUGCGCAAGAGAGAGAAUCAGCUCAAAAUAGUUUCAGAAACCUCAAAUCUAAUGUAAAGAGCACGAAAUUUGCUAGACUUAAAAUAAGUCCUGGCGCUCAUGCCAGGUGGGAAAAGAAAGCAAAUGCCAAACUCAGUGUCGAGUUUGAUUACAACUCUAUAAUGAAAUAAUGAGGUUGAGAAAGUUCAACAAUUCAAAGAUUCUGUCAAACUCUUGGAUUCUAAUAACCACACACAAGGUUUAGCCCACCAGAUCCAUCUGUGAUUCCGCACAUACGUCAAAGAGGAUAUUCAGGGUUAUAUUCGCAAUUUUGGAGCCAAUGAUGUCACCCAAGGGAGGGUCAAAGCCAUGCUAAAAGUAUUUUCAGACCAUAUGAUGACUAUUCUUUCCAAACUUGUUGAAGGAAUGAGCGCAACAUACUUGGGCUAUCUUUUUAAGAACGUGGAUUGCACCGAUAGUACUGCAAAGGACCCAUCGUUCCACGAUGGGUUCCUGAAACUAGCUGACCAAUGGAGUAAUCAAAAUCAGUUAUCGCCCAGAACUAUGGAUAUGUCAAUGAGCUCGAUUCAAUCAGCUAUUUCUAGAGAGAUCAUGUGAGCUCCAUUUGAUAUCACUACAAAAGAAAUACGAGUUCCUAAUGAAAUUAAAGAUAGUAAAUAUUUUUCAGAACCAUCAAAAAUUGGGACAAAUACUAGCGAGGAUGAAUGCCCUAAGACUGAGAAAAUGUAUCAAAGGCCUGAGUCUCGUAAUAAUGCAGAAUUGAAGUCUAAAAUUGCACAUCUUGUUCUUAAUGAUGACAAUAUGACCAAUAUUUCUUCAUCAAGAGAGAAAUGUAAUAAAUCACACAGGAGAUUGAAGAAUAAGCUGCCUAAGAACUCAAUAAAAGUGUUUAGCAAAGAAACUUCUUUAGACAAAAUGUCUCCUUCUCAGGAUACUUACCCCUGUAGUAUGAGUGCAGUGGGUCGUUGAAUCUCCACAAAGGCUUUUAAGAACCAUACAAUGUUGAGGAACAACUCUAGGGAGGAAACUGGUACGCCCAUUUUAUCAAUGAAGUCAACUACGCUAAAUCCUACGAGUUAUGAAUCAAAUAAAGAAAAUGAUUCUAAACUGAUCCUUGAACAGCAAAGGGCAAUGGCAAUGACUCCUUCUGUAGAGGAGCCUAAGCUUAAUCCUAGAAAAGAUGAAAAGAACCGGCAGAAAUUGUUCAACAAGUUUGCUAUCUCCAAAGCAGGAGCUAGCUCUCGAGUAAAAGGUAGGAACAAUGUCAAGAUUGGCUUUGCCUCAACCACAAAUCUCCGGAAGAAUAGCACAAUUGAGAUCAAGAAGAGGCAACUUUUUAAACAAAUUAACCUAAAGGGAUCUCCUAAAUAUGGUCAAGAGCCAAAGCUCAAGCUGGCUAGGAAGAAGCUAUAGAGAUUUAGCCAUAAAAGUUUUAUAAUCAAUUGAUUUAUUA